Molecule: messenger RNA, 2291 nt
Organism: Archocentrus centrarchus (flier cichlid)
Lineage: Eukaryota; Metazoa; Chordata; Actinopteri; Cichliformes; Cichlidae
Gene: nudt4a
Product: nudix (nucleoside diphosphate linked moiety X)-type motif 4a
Exons: 5
Coding region: 162-731 (189 amino acids)
Biological process (GO): diadenosine hexaphosphate catabolic process; adenosine 5'-(hexahydrogen pentaphosphate) catabolic process; diadenosine pentaphosphate catabolic process
Cellular component (GO): cytoplasm; nucleus
Molecular function (GO): bis(5'-adenosyl)-hexaphosphatase activity; diphosphoinositol-polyphosphate diphosphatase activity; bis(5'-adenosyl)-pentaphosphatase activity
Source: RefSeq, a predicted model, not a curated record
UAGCGCAGGAAUGAAUGGACCCACUGCGUGGUUUGUUUCUGGAAGUGUCUGAAGACGCCAAGCUGUGAGAUUAUUGGAUAUUACUGAAACCACUUUAUUCAGUGUCUGGUUGAAACCAGAUUACACGUCCCUGCUUCAGAGAAGAAAAAAAAGGCCUAUUUAUGAUGAAGUUUAAGCCCAACCAGACCAGGACGUACGACGUCGAGGGGUUCAAGAGGAGAGCAGCGUGUCUGUGUUUCCGAGACGAAACCGAGGACGAGGUGCUACUGGUGAGCAGCAGUCGGCAUCCAGACCAGUGGAUCGUGCCAGGAGGAGGAAUGGAGCCUGAUGAGGAGCCCUGUGGAGCUGCCGUCAGGGAGGUGUAUGAAGAGGCUGGUGUAAAGGGAAAGCUUGGCAGACUACUUGGAAUUUUUGAGCACAAUCAAGACAGAAAGCACAGGACUUAUGUCUACACUCUCAUAGUGACGGAGACACUGGAAGACUGGGAGGACUCUGUCAACAUUGGAAGGAAGAGGAAGUGGUUCAAGGUUGAUGAAGCCAUCAGGGUGCUGCAGAGCCACAAGCCUGUCCAUGCAGAGUACUUACGCAGACUCGAGGGCACCUGUAAUCCCACCUGCACUCCUGUAUGUGACCCAGCUAAUGGCAAUGCCCUGAGCUCCCGCAUGACGGCUGACGACGCACCUCGCUAUGUCGUUUGCUCCACACACUGCUCAGACCUAGUCAGCAGAUAGGAAUGGUAACAGCAGAGGGCAGGUCUUCUGAGAGCAAGUGUGUAUUUGACAAAGAUUUCUUAGCAUUACCAGCGGAGCCUAUUAUGUACAGUAUGAACUAUGAAGUGGCACUGAAAAUGUUUUUCAAAUGUAUUUAAAACUUUUUUUUAAAUGUAUUUUUUUAAAUCCCUGUGAAGCAUUUCCUUUUCAACUUUAGGCAGAUUGCAGUGCACUGAUUAUGCAAUAUAGAGGCCUAUUUAGUCUUAGAUGUUGUAUAUUUGACUGGCGGCGCACACAGCGUGCUGUUGAUUUCCUGGAGGCGGUAUGGGGAAGUGUUUGCUCCUGGAGGAAGCCUUAUUCCCACAGUGACUCAGUGCCAAACAAUGUGCCUCUGCAAGAUUUUUGAAAAGUAGUAGCUACAACUCUGUGGUAGUAAUUUACAAACUGUUACUUCGGGAAGUAAAAAUCUGUCACAACUUGUGAGGAAUUUUGCUGAAAGACACACGGUAAAGUCUACUCGGAUGCAACAAGUGUGGACAGCAUUGUUAUUCCUUCCUUGAAAGCACACACAGUAUCAUCUCUAAGCACUAAUAACACUGAACACUGUAAUAAAGAUUACAGGGCUAUCUGCACACACUGAGAUGAAGCCUUAAAUUGUGUUUAUAUAUUUGAAUGCUGUCAGUGUGACUGAAAGUGAACAACUCAGAAAUCAAUUUUUAUGCAUUGAACUCAAACGAGAAAUGGCACGCAUCCUCAGAAAAACUAUAAUCUGAUGUGUUAAGCAUAUGUUUUAUAUACUAUAUCUGCAGAGAUGCCUUAGAAGAGUCUGGCAAAUGCUGCAGUCUCCCAUUAAACUAAGUGCCUUCACAAACACAAAGUAAAUGAACAGAGCAAAGCAAGCCUUUUAGAUGCUGUCAAAACAUGCCAGCUUUUUGCAAGCUUGGCUCGAUACAAUAAUUAAUAAAAUGUGGGUUUGUUUUUACGACCGAUGGUGCAUGUUUUGUUGGGAAAUGCACCACAUCAUCAUGGAGCGAUAAGUAAGACAGGAAUUAUGGUCAUCUGAUUCUACUGCUUUAAAUUUUAAUCCAUUUCAUUCAGUUUUUAAUUUUUUUUUUAAUUUUUAAUUGUACACCUUUAGGCUGCUUCUUCAGAACAUGAUGAUAAUAAAUAGGUAAAACAAAUACUUAUUUAAAUUUUUCCGUUUUCUGUGUGUAAGAUUAGUUUGGGGCUUAUUGUUUGGACUGUACCAUUAGUACCCGUGCUGCAGACUACUCCCCCUGGCGGUAAUGGUACUGUCCAACCACAAGCACAAAGCACAGAAAUGGAAAAUUUAAUAAAGUAGAUAAAGAAAAAAACAAUCUGAAACAAACCCCCAAAGCGCACAGUUAAAAAUCAAACUGAGAGACAAUUAUUUAUUCGUGGAGAAGUGAACUGUGGAUUAAGGAAAUCUGUUUCUUUAUGCGAUUAUUUUGAUGGUGCUAACUGAAUCACUGCAAAGCGUUGAAUUAUCUAGGCCAACCCUUUAAUACCUCAGAAAAAAAGCAAAGAUAAGGUGAUAAUUUCACUUCCUCUGCGAAUACU